Linum trigynum is the source of this 2444-nucleotide messenger RNA. Lineage: Eukaryota; Viridiplantae; Streptophyta; Magnoliopsida; Malpighiales; Linaceae. The record is from the annotation of a GenBank genome assembly.
AAGAAUGGCUGAUUCUAUAUAACAAAAAGGCUGAUGAAUGCCAAAUUAGAAGAUUUUAAUUUGACGAAAAUCUUUCUAUAUCGACCGUACUCAACAACCCUCACCAAUCACUCCAGAUCACCUGAGGUCAUCCUGACCACCCAUGGGGUACAUAACUUCGAGGUCACUCCGACAACCCCCAUGAUUAAUCACCCCAAGUCACCUCCCGCCACCCUCAGGUUCCAGUCACCCCUCAGGGCCACUUUCGGUCACCUCUUGCCACCUCGAGGUCCACAUCCCGGGUCACCUCCUGCCACCCUCAGGUUCCAGUCACCCCCUCAGGGCCACUUUCGGUCACCUCUUGCCAUCCCGAGGUCCACAAUCCCGGGUCACCUAGGCCACCCUAGAGUCACUCCGGCCACGCUCGGGGUCCAUAACCCGGGUCACCUCGACCAUCCCGAGAUCACUCAUGCUACCGCUAGGGUCAACCACUCCUGGUUAGGGCUGCAAAUGAGCCGAGCUGAGCCGAGUUUUACCUCAGCUUGAGCUUGACUCGUUAACAAAUGAGCUGAGCUCGAGCCCGAGCCAUUUAUUAACAAGCUGAGUCGAGUUCGAGCUAGGCUUGUUUACUAAAUUCUUAGAUCGUAUUUAAUACAUUCAUUUUGUAUGCCGUGUAUGGUACAUGUGAUUGAUGUAGCGAUAAAAAAAAUAAUAAAAUGUUCAACAUUAAUUAAUGGGCUAAUACCACUGGAAAUACCAACCUUUAGCGAAAGUGUCAUUUAUAUUACGUAAUUUUCGAUAUGACAAUUGUAUACCAGCCGUUAAGUUUUUCGUUAGUUGUUAACAGAAAAUACAGUCAGCAAUGACAUGGCAGCUGAUGUGGAAAAUUGUAAUAAAAAAUAAAUGUAAAAAAAAACCCAAAAACAUUAAAAAAAAAAUCAAAAGCAAAGAAGGAAAAUGUCUUCUUCAUCUUCCUAUCUCUCUGGAUCUCUCCCCUUCGCCAACCUCUUCUUCCAUGCUCUGUUUUUGGCUGCAGAUUGGGGGAAUGAUUUUUUUUAUGAGAAUUGUGUUAGGACAACCCUAAAUCGAUUAAUCCUCCCACUGUCGAGAAUAGACACCGCCUCCCCUUGUCCUCCAAAUCCGACACGAACCCUAAAACCUUUCCGUUUCAGUUCUCCCAAAUCCUGACCUAGCCACCUUCUUCCCAAUCUUUAAUCCGCCGGCAGUAGUUAAUCGGAAUCGCAGGCUAUUUCUUCUUCCUCUUCCUCGUUCUUAAGCCACCCAAUUGAGCCAUCCCACCAGCCACGCCAUUUUCAUCGGUCCACCAUCGCCGAAUGAGAAGCUCGACUCACCGAGAAGGCUGGUUUUGGGAGAUUGAAGAGGAAGAAAUUCAGAGGCAGGGAAAGGCGUCCUUCUUACAGCAGCGGAAAAAAGAAAGGGUGGGUCAUUCUAAUAGUCUAAUCCUCACAGCGGCUCCCACCGUCUCUCCGUCCUCCACUCCCUUCACUUUGAUUCUCGCCUUCCCUCAAGCGCAGAUCCAAAACACCACAAAAGGGAAUAUGUGGCGGUGACAAGGAGCCGGAGACAGAGGAAGCUCCAAUCUGUUUCAAUUGGAGGGGACCCUCCUAAUUCCUUGAUUUCGGACGAGGAAGCUUAUGUUUCAAAAGCUAUCGUGGGAUAUGAAUUGAGAUUGGGCAAUGAUUUUUUCUGUUUUGUUUAUGGGAUUGAGUGAGAGAGAUAAGGUUGAUCGACGACUGCAGAUCGAGAGAGGUAGAGGCAGAGAGAUGUGAUUGACGCCGACGACGUCUCAGGCCACUCCCCUACCCGAUUGAGUCAUCUCGCUAUCCUGGUCGUUGCCAUCGAUCCACCAUCGCCAAAGGAGAAGCUCGACCCGCAGGAGAAAGCUGGGUAUGAGAGAUUGAAGAAGCAGAAAGCUGAAUUUUGGAGAAAGCUGGGUUUGGGAGGGUUGAAUUAACCUUCCUUGGCACCCGACGACAUCUUCUUCCCCAACAUAAUAAAGCUCGCUUCUUCUUCCUCGCCGGCGGCGGCAGCGGGCUCUCCCCUAGGUGGGUGUGGUCAAGGAAAGGGUGGGUGUGUCAAAGAAAAGUUAAUUUCUAUUCAAUUAUUAAUUAUUAAAUAAUUAAUUUAAAUGUUAAAUAAUUAAUUUUUUAUUAAUUUCCAACAUGGCAUCUAUGUGUCGCCUACGUGACAACACACAGGCGCCACUUCAUCAAUGGUCAGAUAAAGGUUGACCACCGUUAGGUCAACCGUUAGAUCUAACGGUCAACAGAAAUUCACGUAACACAGAUGACACAAACCCCUAAUACGUUGGAAUAUUUUUGUGUUUAUUGAAAAUACGUAAUAUAAAUGACACUUUCGCUAAAGGAUGGUAUUUCCAGUGGUAUUAUCUUAUAUUAUAAUUUUUAGGUGUUAUAUUGUUUAGUUAAUAAAUUUUAACUAGUUCA